Messenger RNA from Quercus lobata, 3791 nucleotides. It is a transcript of the gene SOS1, whose product is annotated as sodium proton exchanger, putative (NHX7) (SOS1). The transcript has 22 exons. The record is from RefSeq and is a predicted model, not a curated record. Bases 796 to 3597 code for a protein of 933 amino acids. Gene Ontology annotation, cellular component: chloroplast envelope; plasma membrane. Gene Ontology annotation, molecular function: potassium:proton antiporter activity; sodium:proton antiporter activity. Gene Ontology annotation, biological process: regulation of intracellular pH; proton transmembrane transport; potassium ion transmembrane transport. Lineage: Eukaryota; Viridiplantae; Streptophyta; Magnoliopsida; Fagales; Fagaceae.
AGCAGCAUCUCGCGCUCAUUCUUUUUCUGUUUCUCACUCUAGACUCAUACUCAGACUCACUCAGUCUCUCUCACACAUACAGACACUGAUGCUUAAAUAGAGAUUCGUCCAGAACUUCUUCUCAACUGUGUGUGUAGUAGAGAAAUGGCGAGUGUGAAUAAUAAUAACACUUCGUCCAGAACCCAACCGACGCAGUGUUAUUCGUUGGGAUCAGUUUGGUGCUCGGAAUCGCUUGCAGGCAUUUACUGCGUGGGACUAGGGUUCCUUACACUGUCGCCUUGCUCAUCCUCGGCAUUGCUCUCGGUUCCAUCGAAUAUGGGACGCACCAUCGAUUGGGAAAGAUUGGGGAUGGAAUUCGACUUUGGGCAAAUAUUGAUCCUGACAUUCUAUUGGCGGUGUUUCUUCCUGCACUUCUUUUUGAGAGUUCAUUUUCAAUGGAGGUGCACCAAAUAAAGAGAUGCAUAGUACAAAUGAUUUUACUUGCUGGUCCCGGUGUUCUGAUUUCGACCUGCUGUCUUGGAGUUGCUUUAAAGUUCACUUUCCCAUAUGACUGGAGUUGGAAAACAUCGUUGUUGCUCGGGGGACUUCUGAGUGCUACAGAUCCCGUGGCCGUUGUUGCUAUGUUGAAAGAGCUUGGUGCGAGUAAAAAACUAAGUACAAUAAUUGAAGGGGAGUCCUUGAUGAAUGACGGGACAGCAAUAGUGGUUUAUCAGUUAUUCUAUCGAAUGGUCCUUGGACAGAGCUUUAGCUGGGCUGCCAUCAUCAAAUUUCUCAUGCGAGUCUCGCUUGGGGCGUAUGUAUCACUUUUUUUUGUUGCAAUGCAGACAAAAUUAUUCUGGUUAUAUGACUCUUUGCUGGUCCAGGGUAGGCAUUGGUCUUGCUUUUGGAAUAGUCUCUGUUUUGUGGCUUGGGUUUAUUUUUAAUGACACGGUGAUAGAGAUCACACUGACACUUGCUGUGAGCUACAUUGCUUACUUCACUGCUCAAGAGGGGGUUGAUGUCUCUGGUGUUUUGACAGUGAUGACUCUAGGAAUGUUUUAUGCUGCAGUUGCGAAGACCGCUUUUAAGGGUGAUGGUCAACAAAGCUUACAUCAUUUUUGGGAAAUGGUUGCUUAUAUUGCUAAUACAUUAAUUUUCAUCUUGAGCGGUGUUGUUAUAGCUGAAGGCAUUCUCAGUGGUGACAAUAUUUUUGAAAAUGGAUAUUCGUGGGCAUAUCUUAUUCUCCUCUAUGUUUAUGUGCAAGUUUCCCGGUUCAUCGUUGUUGGAGUUUUGUAUCCCUUUCUAAAGUAUUUUGGUUAUGGUUUGGAUUGGAAAGAAGCUACUAUUCUCAUAUGGUCAGGCUUGCGAGGGGCUGUUGCAUUGGCACUUUCCCUUUCAGUUAAGCAAUCUAGUGACACCUUGCCCGCAAUCAGUCCCAAAAACGGAACUCUGUUUGUUUUCUUCACUGGUGGAAUUGUAUUCUUGACGCUUAUUGUGAAUGGUUCAACAACACAGUUCGUUUUACAUCUUUUGAAUAUGGAUAAGCUAUCAACUGCAAAGAGGCGCGUACUGGACUACACAAAGCAUGAAAUGUUGAACAAAGCAUUAGAGGCUUUUGGUGAUCUUGGAGAGGAUGAGGAACUUGGACCUGUUGACUGGCCUACUGUGAAAAGAUAUAUCACGUGCUUAAAUAAUUUGGAAGGGGAACGUGUGCACCCUCAUAAUACACCUGAAGAUAAUAAUAAUUUGGAUGUGAUGAAUUUGGAAGAUAUACGCAUACGCCUUCUGAAUGGUGUCCAAGCUGCGUACUGGGGAAUGCUUGAUGAAGGUAGGAUUACACAAAAUACUGCAAAUAUAUUGAUGCAGUCAGUGGAUGAAGCACUUGACUUGGUUUCAGAUGAGCCUUUAUGUGAUUGGAAAGGUUUAAAGGCUAAUGUUCAUUUCCCAAGCUAUUACAAGUUGCUUCAAACGAGAAUUAUCCCGCAAAAGUUGGUUAUGUAUUUCACUGUGGAAAGGUUGGAAUUCCAAUGUUACAUUUGUGCUGCAUUUCUUCGUGCCCAUAGAAUCGCACGACGGCAACUGCAUGACUUUAUAGGUGACAGUGAUAUUGCUUCUACUGUUGUCAAUGAAAGUGAGGUAGAAGGAGAAGAAGCAAAAAUGUUUUUGGAAGGGGUUCGUGUAACUUUUCCGCAGGUUUUACGGGUUGUGAAGACAAGACAAGUAACAUAUUCAGUGUUGAACCAUUUAAUUGAUUAUGUCCAAAAUCUUGAGAAGAUUGGCUUGUUGGAAGAAAAAGAGAUGCUACAUCUUCAUGAUGCUGUCCAGACUGACUUGAAAAAGCUUUUAAGGAACCCUCCUUUAGUUAAGAUCCCCAAAAUAAGUGAUUUGAUCAGUUUCCAUCCUUUAUUUGGGGCCAUUCCUUCUUUGAUCCAUGCGCCACUUGAAGGGUCUACCAGGGAAACAAUGAAGCUGCGUGGUGUGACACUUUACAAGGAAGGCUCCAAGCCAAAUGGUAUUUGGCUCAUUUCCAAUGGGGUGGUCAAGUGGACGAGUAAGAGCAUAAAAAACAAGCAUGCGCUGCAUCCAACUUUUACACAUGGGAGUACUUUGGGCCUAUAUGAAGUGCUAAGUGGAAAGCCUAACAUUUGUGACAUGAUCACAGAUUCUGUGGUCCUCUGUUUUUUCAUUGAAAGUGAGAAAAUACUUUCAGUUCUCAGCUCAGAUUCCUCUGUAGAAGACUUUCUGUGGCAGGAAAGUGCUAUUGUACUUGUCAAAGUCUUGCUUCCCCGGAUAUUUGAGAAAAUGGAAAUGCAAGAUUUAAGGGCUCUUGUUGCAGAAAGAUCAAUAAUGAAGCUAUACCUUAGGGGAGAAACUAUAGACAUUCCUCACCAUUCCAUUGGCCUUUUAUUAGAAGGAUUUAUCAAAACCCAAGGUGUUGAAGAACUGAUUACAUCACCUGCAGCUCUGUUGCCUGCGCAUGGGAGUCUAAGCUUCCAAAAUCUGGAAACAUCAGGAGUCAGUUUUUCUCAUCAAGGAUCCUCAUAUCAAGUUGAAACAAGAGCAAGAGUAAUCAUUUUUGACAUGUCUGCAUUGGAAGCUGACAAUGCUCUCCAACAAAGAUCAUCCUCGGUACCCCAUUCAGCUGAUCAUUCUCAUAGAACCCUUAGUAGAGAGCUUGGACUGAUGAGUUGGCCAGAAAACUUGAACAAGCGAAUGCGACAUAAGCAGAACCCUGAUGGGAUUGACAGACAAGCUAACAGCUUGUCUGCGAAGGCAAUGCAGCUAAGCAUCUUUGGCAGCAUGGUGGAUAUCCGAGGGCGUACUCGAAGUCUUCCAAGAAGUAGUCUCAUGAAUCCAUCACAUAUUCAGUCAUCUCCAACAGUUACUUCAUAUCACGGCCAGCACCUUGUUUCUGUCCAAUCAGAAGGAUCUGCUACUAUGAGGAAGAACCUUGAAGUGAGAAAGACCACAGGAAAUAUUACGCCAACCCUGCUUCAAAUUAAUUACCCAAGAGAGAGUCGUGUUGUGGAUGACCCCAGUGAUGAAUCCGGAGCUGAGGAUGAGAUUAUAGUUAGAAUUGAUUCACCAAGUAGGCUUUCGUUUCGCCAGAGUUCUUGAAAGCCUACAUUUUUUUUUUUUUAAAAAAUGGUUGUAUUUCAUUUGUUGUAGCAGUUGCAGUUGCCUGUUGCUUGUCAGAGCUUUGUAUUUUAAUAAGCGCACAUGUAAUAUAUAUAAUCUAGCCUAAAGGCCUUCUCCUAGAUGAAAUUGAUGACUUGAUCUGCAUUAUAAUAGCUGAAUUAAAUUUUAAUUAA